AUGAUUAGUGCAGGGAGCUCCGGAGACACGCCUGCCGCCUCGCAGCAGCCGGACUUCCGCACCGCGGCUAUGGUCUUCCAGGGGUUGGGAAGCUUAAGCGACGACGACAUCCGCGUUUUCUUGCGGGAUUCAGGCACGCGACGCCAUUCUGCAGCAGCACCACCCUUCCGCUUCGAUGGCUACGCCCUCGCCUUCGCCUUCGCCCGCACCUGGUUUGGGGCCGACCAGCAAGCAGGCGAGCAAGGGUGUGGGAAAGAUGGCGCAGCCCAAGGACCCCGCCACGCCGACGCAGCCGGCGUUUGUGGUUGGAUCGUCUUCUACCAGCACCACGCCUCCUCCUACGACGGCACGGACGACGACCCCUUCGGCAAGAGCGGGGGAGCUGCGGCAGCAGCCACCGGCAAGGCGGCGACAGUGCCACGCAAGACGCCGCCCGCCAAGCCCUCAACGCCCCCUGCGGCGCCAGGAACCUUGAAGCCCGGAGUGGUGGCUCAGAUUGGGAAGCGCCCUCCAGUGGUGCCGCCCGACCCAGCCUUAGCGGCCUGCUUCGCCACGCCCUUCGAGGACACCACUGCGCAGGACUUGGAGUUGAUGGUGGAACAGCCGGUCGUCGAAGCGAAAGCCAAAGCUUCGACAGCCACGCCGCCGCCGAUCGACACCUCGCUGGUCUACCUCAACUUGAUCGUGCCGGACCUUGAGGACCACAUGUCCACGUCCCCCGCGCCGCAGGUGUUCCCGCCGGUGCCGACCACGCCCCUCUCGAGUGAGUCCGAGGAGCGCCAGGGGGACCUUAUAGACUUGGACAGCGACCCCGACGACGACGAGCCGCCUACUGUGACUCCAUGGCCCCGCGACGACGAGGAGGAUGACGAUGCCGGGCAGCCCGCUCUCGCCUCGCAGGCCGCCGCGAUGGAGACACAGACUGGGCCUUCGCCGACAACCGCGGAGGGGACAGGCGACGCUGGCGCGACCGGAAGCGGCUCUCAGCAGGCUGCCUCGUCAGCCGACGCCGCGCAGACUGCCUCCGCAGGGGACCCAGCGGACAACGCCCCCUUGCCGCCGCCGAAGUUCCCUCCACCUGAUGUGGUGGAACGCGAACGGCGCAGGGCAGAGCGCAAAGCCAAGGAGAGAGCAGACCGCGAUGCCGAACGCGCCGCUCUCGACAGGUGGGCUGGGUACCCGGACCCCUGCAAUGUCUUGCAGAAUGAGACGAACAGUAUUUGGACAUUGCCACCGGGAGUUCCGCCACAGCCAGCGCCCUCACGCCACGCGGACGCGCACGUCCAAGGCUAUUGUAACCUCGGGUGUGAAACCCCGAAGCGCCUUCGGACCAACGUGUGCCUGGGUCGCUGCUUUAGGAGUGAGUGCGCGCUGCCACUCCCCUCACGUGAGCUAGGCGCCUUCGGCCGGCCCGCGUUUCGCCUCGCUUCGCUUCUGUUCGUGCGUUUGCAUAGGUACCUCUCUCAGACGCCAGACGCAGGGUGCCGGGCGCUGCGCACGCCCGCUCGCGCCAUGACGACAUACGACUUCACUUGCUUUAACGACUUGAUUCGCGCCUGCUUCGACGCGGGCCUUGGGACCGAAGUCGUGGAUCUGCUGAGCGACGAGCUCAUAGAGAGCAUCCACGACGCUGCCCAACGCAUUGAAUCGGUUUCUCCGACCCUCGCCGCACACAUCACGGUCUUGAUCGAGCAUUCUGGCUACCGCCCGAAGAUGGCCGCGGUGCAGUUGGAACCGGCCGCGCACCAGAUGCCGGGCUCCCUCGCGGAAGCUCGUGCGGGGACGCCACGCAGCGACGGUCACGGCCCAGGGGCUCCAGCCCGCCAUGACCUGCCGCAGAUCCGCACCUCAGAUUCUCGCGACAACAUCUACGCUCGCUCAGCACGGGCUCCUCUGGACGCAAGGUGGACCACAUGGUGCAAGAUCUGUUCUGCUUGGCAACAAGAGCCCAUCCCGCUGACUCCCGAGCUGAUCGAGAUGGUUGGCGCAAGCUUUCGUUUCGGGGGGUAUCGCAGCUCCGCGCAAUACUUCUCCCGAGCCCGCAAGGAACACAUUCGGGUGACCGGAAUGCCGGCACCGGCCGCCGUUGAGUUGGCGAUUCGGGACGCCAUCCGCUCCAUCGAGCGCGGCGUGGGGGCCAACGCCGCUAAGGACGCCUUCCGCCUCGAUGUCUUGGACUUCGACCUCACCUCCAAGGGCGCGAGCUUCUCACUGGCACAUGGCAUGGUGGUUUUGGGAUCGUGGUUCCUAUGUCGGGAAAUCGAGCUCGCCAAUCUCCGCGUGAAACACAUGGCAGUGGACACCGCCGCCAAACAAGUCACGCUUACGCUGGCAUCGAGCAAAACCGACACAGUGGGCAGCCUGGUGCAUCGCAAGCACUCUUGCUACUGUGGUGUGGUUCCUGAAAAUAUCUGCCCUUACCACGCAGCGCUGCGCAUCGCCGAUGAGUGCUCCGUGGAUCCAGAGGACUUUCUCUUUUCACCGACACCGGGCGCUCCGCUCAGCAAGCACCAGACCAUCGAGCUCAUCCACGACGUCUUGCAGUCAGCCGGCGUCAACCUCUCCAGACCAGGAGCCCCGGAUGAGCCCGACGUGCAGCGCUUUGGGGGUCACUGCCUUAGAGUGUCGGGCGCACAACACCUGUGCCGCAUGCGCAUACCGGUGUCGACCAUUAUGCUCCUUGGGAGAUGGGGGAGCCGGGCAAUCGAACGCUACGUUCAAGAAACCGAGCUCGAGGACCUCUACCCGGUCGCGCCGUCUGCGCCGCCUAUGACGCCAGCGCGGAGCCAGGCCAUCACAGACACAGCCAAGGAACCGGACCUACGACAGUGGACCUUAGUGCAGCCAUCGGCCGAGACGCAAGAGCCGCCGGCCCAGGCGGCCAAGAAGCCCCGCACGGCCGGCAGCGCCAAGGAGGAUACGCAGAUUUCCUCGCUCCUGAGGACCCUCGACGGCAUCGCGGAAAGGCUCGAGGCAAUACAAGACCGACCGGACCUGGUCUGCAAGUCCACGGCGCACGCUCGCGAUCCUGAGGAGUCAUCUCGCCCGCCAGUGCAAUGGCGUGCUAAGUGCGGUUGGGCGUACGGUUACGCCAAGUUCACCAGAGCCCACGACGACGGCUCCAAGGAAUUGUGUCGGAAGUGUUUUCCGGAGAGCUCCGCAGCCUCGACUGCUAAGUUGGAGCAUGCGCCGGCUCGGUCUGAGGCGCUGUUCUCUUCCGCGGGCGCCGCCGAGAGCCUCAGGAAGUACAUCACGAACAUCGGCGUGACGACCACGGCCAUCUUCGCCGAGCUCGGGGAGACGAUCGAGGAAUUCGACGAAGCAGUUGUCGCACAGCUUCGCAAGCCUGUGGAUCUUCAUGACGGGACAGUUUUGGAACUAGCCGCAACAGAGUUUCCGGUGGCACGCGCUCGCCUCCGGCACGUUUGGAAAAAGUGUCGGGAAGCACACACGACCGCUACGCCCGCAGCGACGGCUACGACCACAACGACCUCGUCUUCCUCCUCGACCAAGACGAAGGAGCUGCCUCCCGGAUACUGGCAGCAACAGAUUAAGAAAUACGAGGCAGUCCAGAUCAAGGGCAUCGCGAGGAGAUUUCCUGAGACGCUACUCCUCGGCGCCGAGGCGACACUGGCUAAGCUCAUCGCCGACGCCAAGAACGGACAACACUGCUCGGUGCCGCUGGAAGAGAUCGUGCAGCACCGCCAUUUCAAGGCGUCGGGCGAGCCCAACAACCUCGCCUCCAAGAAGCGCUCUCGCACGCAGGAAGCGACGACCUUGGUCGUGAACGCGGACUUGCAGUUGGAGACGGAGCCCGAGGAUCGCUGGCGCCCGCAGUCGCAGACAGCUCUCCUGGACUGCUUGACGGCCAACCGCAUGGCGCUGAUAUUCAUCGAAUAUGCGCCCGAGCACGACUUGGAUCGCUACUUUGAAUACUGGCAACGCUUGGUACGCAGCAAGCCCAACAAGAUCGAGCAGUUGAAGCUCCACUGGGAGAACACAUCCUGGCGCAUCGCGCUUGCGCUUCGGAAAGCCACUCCCUUCAAGGAGAUCGCAGACGAGAUCAUCGUUGACAGCCAGGCCCUCCAGGACGCCAUGAACAGAGACAUUCAGCCCGAGCGCCCGACCAAAGCGCCUCGCCAAACCGAGCAACCCUGGCUGGAUCGUCGCGGAGGCCGUGGUCGCGGACAUGGCAAAGGGAAGGAUUGGCAGCCCUACCGCUCGUACACCAAAGGGGGCGACAAAGGCAACGGUCGUGGACGAGGCAAAGGUCGCGGACAGUGGCAAGGACAGCGCUACCAACGCCAGCACGACGAGGACAAGGACUACUGGCGCCGCAACGACGACAACCGCUACCGCGCCAACGACCAGAAGUACUGGCGGUCCUGGCAACAAGGUCGCCGCUCCCUCGCCGUCGUGAACAAGGCAGUGGCUCGAGCGCACAACCGCACAGCGCCCGACUUCGUGAUGUUGAGCUUCUUUGACGGCUUGGGGACAGCCUUCAUGGUAUGCGACAACUAUUGCAAGGAGCACAACCUGCAGUGGUCGGGGGCAUCAUGGGAGAUCGACAAGGACUUGGAAAUCUUGGGGGCCGAGCACUUCCCGCAAGUGACGCCUCGCGGAGACUUCGAGCAGGAGGACGCAGCAACCAUCCGGAAGCUCGUCGAGGAGCUCGACCCGUCCGGUCGAUCCGGACAGGAGGGCUCAAAAUUUACACGCUUCGCCCAGCUCAUCCAGUCUGCAGAGAAGUCAUGGGGCCGCAGCCGCGCCAUCUUGCUCGUGGAAAAUGUGAUUCCGCAGAACAGGGCGGAUAUGAGAAAGGAGAUCGCGCACCGCAAGGAUUGUCCCUUCAGCCUUCGAUGGACAACCAUGCAGGGGAUCCCGCGAGUGCACUUCGACGUGGACAAGGACACGCCGGACUCUUUCGACACCGAGGGCCUCACCCUGCCACGGUGCCUGACCGAGGAAGCCAAGCCAGUGCCGUGUCUGACCACACCUUCCGACGACCCGCAAGGACGCCCAGCACCGCGGAGCUCGAAAGGCAAGAUCAGCUCGGAGGCAACACAACGCUGGCUCGCUGACAAGAGGCGCUACGCUCCGUGGCAUUAUGAGUCAGGCGUCAUGAUGAUGGAUCGUGACCAGCGCUUGGUGCUUCCUCCCGCCAACGUCAAGGAGCAAUGGCACCACUUGCCUAAAGGCUGGUCGGCAUCGCUCCCAGACCACGCCCGCCACAAAGCCAUAGCAAAUGGUUGGCACGCGGGCGCAGCAAGAUUAAUGUUCAUCAUGGCAGUGUUCGCAGCCACGCCGCCAACGCCGGCAGCAGAACUUAACCCCCUCGGGGGCACGCCUCUUGACAUUACAGCCGCGCUAUGGCAGGGCAAAUCCCCUCUGCUCGGCCCAGGACCAGGUGACUACGACGAGUUCGACCUCUCGCACUUGGAGGACCCCGACGAGCACUGGCGACAGUCACGCGUCAUGCCUCAUCCGGACGCAAGGGAUGCCUUGAUCGAGCCCGGUUUGAGGCAGUGGCUCCAAGUGUGGUCACGAAUGCGGCCACACCUCACGGAGCUUCGCGACGCCGUGGCCCGACAGAUUGAGGACCUUGUCGACGACCUGCAGGAAGAAACGGAAGCCUGGUACCUGAGCCUCGCACCGCACGUCCAGAAGGCCUACCGCAGUGAGACUCGCACAUGUUCCUUGCAGCUUCCAGCUCUGGAAAAAGUGUGCAACCUCUUCGGCUGGCAGGACAGGGAUAUUUUCAGGGAGCUAACGCACGGAUUUCGUCUUCUAGGACCCCUCGCACCCGGAUUGGGCUGGAAAACACGCAAUGACUUUCGCUACGCCGACCCCAUGCCGAUCGACGAGUUCCUGCAGAAGAACGAGCUCUACGUCAAGGACAAGCUUCGCCGUUGUCGCGUCGACCCCUGCUGGGAAGCCAUGGCCCGCGAGAUCGCCGGCGACGUCACCAAGGGACGAAUGGAAGGCCCCUUUAGCAGCCCGGGAUCGUGGCCGAAACAAGCAGUUCCAUUGACGACGUUCUCUCACACCAGCAAGCUGGCGCAGGGGCCAACAGCCCACAAGCCCACCUGUUUCGCCUUCGCUGUGCACCAGGUUGGCUCUGACGGCAAGCCCAAAGUGAGGAGGGCAGAGGACUGGAGACGCUCUUUCGCCAACGCCACGGUCGGUGCAAAGGACAGCCCAACCUACCACGACAUUUCUGCCUAUGUUCAGCUCGCGGUCGCCAUCAAACAAAAGCACCCGCAAGCGCAGCUGCUCAUAUGGGGCCUGGACCACGAGGCCGCCUAUCGCCAACUGGCGGCUGAAGAUCCCGACCAUACAUGGGUCAUAUUACCGACGCCACAUGGCAUUACCCUCUGGCGGCAUACAGUGCUGAUGUUUGGGUCGGUGGCUUCCGUAUGGGCCUACUGUCGCAUCGCCGACCUGAUGUCAUGGCUAUGCCGCGCUUGCUUGCUCACGCCAGCGCUGCAUUUCGUGGAUGAUUUCGGGAGUUGCGAGGACGCCGACCUCGCCUCGUCCUCUUUCGAGUGCUCCAAGCGACUGUGCAAGGCUUUAGGUUUUUCUUUCAAGCAGUCUAAGGAACAACCGCCGCACACGACACAGGUCAUUCAGGGAGUCGAGAUCUCCGUGCACGACAGCUUCGUCAAGGUCAGUGGCACCGCUGCGCGCAGACAACGCUUGGACGAGGACCUCGUGAGCAUCCUCACGUCCAACAGGCUGCCACCCAACGAGGCAUCUAGCUUAGCGGGUCGACUUCAGUUUUACUGUCAGUCUGUUUUGGGCAAGUCGCACUCCGCAGCGCUCCGACCUUUGUUUCGCCGAGCACAGCUCACGGGCCAUGGCAGAGACAACCAACAGUGGAGCCUCAACAAGCAACUGCUGCAUGGAAUCGGGCUUCUUCGUUGGAGCUUGAAGCACGCAGCGCCCAGGACGCUUCCCUUCGAGCCAGAGCCGCACUCGGUGGUGUACGCCGACGCCUUCUUCAACCUGUUCGACAAGGACUGGAAACCAGGCGCUGACGACAUCCCCAACUGGGCCAGGACGCCGCCCGAAACUUUGCGGAACGGAUGGGGCUUCGUGGCCACAAUUCGUGGUCGCACGCUCUACGCCAACGGCACCGUCCCUUACUGGUUUGUACGAGAGUUUGCCAGCCGCCGCGCCUACAUAUACAUGUUAGAGAUCGUGGCGCAAAUCUUGCCGCUGAUAGCCUUGCAGGAGCACCUGGACAAAUACAUCGUCAUGUUCGUCGACAACGAGCCAGCGCGCCACGCACUGUCCAAAGGCUUUGGCAAAGACGAUUCGAUCAACUGCCUGCUGCAGCACACGUGGCGACAUAUCGAGUCGCUGUCGCUCCGCCCCGCUUGGCAGCGAGUGACAUCCGCGGCCAACGUGAGCGACGCUGUGAGCAGAGGUGACCUUCGCCACGCAUGGGCAGAAGGCUGGAC
This is a messenger RNA of Symbiodinium necroappetens, 7463 nucleotides long. The record is from the annotation of a GenBank genome assembly. Lineage: Eukaryota; Dinophyceae; Suessiales; Symbiodiniaceae.